Trypanosoma theileri is the source of this 2577-nucleotide messenger RNA. RefSeq lists its product as uncharacterized. The transcript has a single exon. Gene Ontology annotation, cellular component: cell cortex of cell tip. Gene Ontology annotation, molecular function: protein binding. NCBI's taxonomy places the organism in Eukaryota, Euglenozoa, Kinetoplastea, Trypanosomatida, Trypanosomatidae. Bases 1 to 2577 code for a protein of 858 amino acids. The record is from RefSeq and is a predicted model, not a curated record.
AUGUCUCGAAAACGUAGUGUCGCAUCUAGUGAUCAAAAAAGUAAUGUAGAUGAAGUGUCAUCUCUAGUAGGCUUUCGUGGAGGAAUUAUUCCUGAAUUAAAUGAAGGUUUACAAAGAGUUGGUCAUACAAUUGUAGUCUAUAAACAUGAUAUGUAUCUUUAUGGUGGAUAUGGACCAAAAAAUACGUAUGCAAAUGGAAUAUUUUGUAAUGUAAAGAUGACAUUACAAUGGAAAGAAUUACGUGGUGUAGGAGUUAUACCUACAGGACGUGCUAAUCAUACAGCUAUUAUGCAUGAAAAUAAAAUGAUUAUAUUUGGGGGUCAACGAAAUUUAGAUGUAUUUGAUGAUUUAUAUAUAGUUAAUCUUGAUACUAUGCGAUGGGAAAGAGUUCAUUAUGAACGGGCACAAGGUCCUGGUCCUGUUUUCUCUCAUGUAGCGGUAUAUGUACCUCCUACACAAUCCAUGAUAGUUAUUGGUGGUUUUCAUCAACGUCAACAUAAUAUGUAUAUAGCUCAUUCUUUUGAUAUUCGACAUCGUGUUUGGAAUGGUAUUCGAGGACCAGAAUCUGUAAAUCCAAGUCAUUUACAACUUUGUUGUGCUGCUUAUCAUAGUGCUUCUUCAUCUUUAGUAGUGAUUGGAAUUGUUGAAAAGGAAGUAUUAACAACAGUAACAGGUGAUCUUCCUACGGUAUUUAUGAUGAAUGUUCAUUCUGGUGCUUGGGUAGAAAUUAAUACACCGGCAGCUCCUGAGAGUCCUAUUCCUUUUCGUAUAAAUGGAAUAUGGGAUUAUUUUAUUCGAGAUGCUAUUACUAUGGGUGGUGUUUAUGAUGAUAGACAACAAGAAUGGUAUUUCCCUAUUUUAGUAGCUCCUAUUGAAAAUCAUCUUACUCGACGUAAAAGUGAAAGAACUGGUUCAUUAUCCACUAUGGAUUCUAAAGCAAGGAUAAAACAUAAAACUACUACAUAUGGUUUUUUAGUCCUUCAAUUAGAUGAUAUGACUUGGUCUUUAGUUCCUAUAAAGUUUCCUAAACAAGUUUUAUCAGAAUUAAUGCAACGAAAAGGAAGUAAAAAUACUUUUGGUCAAGAUCAUCAUACUGUAGUGGGAAAACAAAAAAAUAAAACAACAAAUGUUAAUAAGAUUUCACAACCCUUAUUUUCUGUUAGUGGUGUUUCACGUUUUCAACAUAAGUAUGCUUUUGCAGCUAUUGAUUCUUCAGGAGUUCGAAGGCAACGUUCAUCUCAUAAACUUUUAGUUAUGCAUGGUGGAAUGAGUACUGAAGAUUAUAUAAUGCUUUCAUUUACUCCUAUAUUAAAGAAACGUGGAACUACUUCAACCAGUACUACUACUUCCUUCGCUGCUUUUACUGAAGGUGAAUCUUUUGCAUUCUCAUCCUUUACACGUAUUGGUGGUAGUGGUGAUUUUUCAACUAAUAGUUUAUGGGAAGAUGAUCACAGUGUUUCAGAGGUUGAUUUUGGUCGAUUAGUAAGAGGAGAAGGUAAUCGAAAACGAGCAGUAGCAGAACCUGUAGAUGAUGAAAUUGAUGAAAAUAUAAUGGUAGGUCACUUACAUCGUAUAGAUAGUGAUUCCACUAUAUUACCUAUAUUUCCAACUACACGAAGUAUUACAAAUGCACAUCGUUUUGCAGUAUUAUAUCAUCCUCGGAGUGCUGUUCAUAGUGAUAAACUUUUACCAGAUCCAACAUGUCCAGUUGCUGUAUUAGAUAAGGAGUCGGAUGUUAAACAAUGGGCAGAAAACUAUUAUGCAGAAACAAGAGAAUGGAUUGCGACAAGUUUAGAAACGGCAAGAGAAGAAGAAUUGGCAUCCCGUAAAAAUCAUUCAAGAAGAAGACGUUCUAAUAAAUCGAAUGCUGAUGAUGAUGAUUUAGACUCUUCUGAUACUUUAUCAGAUUCCUCUGGAGAGUCUAUGGAAACGAAGGGUACAUUUGGUUCUUCAUCCACAAAACCAUUAGUUCCUAUUGCACCAUCCAAACCAAAAGACUUUUUUCUUGAUAAAAAUCUGGAAAUUUUUUCAUUUGGUGGUUUGGAAGUUCGAAGAUUAUCAUCUCAUGGUAAAUCACCUUUUCUAUUUUCUGGUGAAACAGUAGACAGUAUCGGAAGACUCCGUAUCUCUGUUAAACGAAAUCGUGAGGUACAACGACUCCCAUCUAUGGUAUUUCAACGUGCUUCUCUUGGUAAUAUUACAGACAUUGGAGGUGCUACGGCGUUUAUUCUUAUGGAAGCCGCUCUUCAACGUGUGGGAGAUGGUUCAGAUGAAUUGCGACGUCGACGAGCACUCAUUCGAUGGCGAUAUUUACGAGUGAUGGUAUUGAAUGGAGAGGCAGCCUUUAUUAUGCAUCGUGCCAGACAAGAUGAGGCACGGGAACGUGGAAUGGAUGUUUCAAGUACAUCACAACUUGUACUCGCACCCGAUUUGCAUAUUAAAGGACCAAUGCAUAAGAGAGUCACCACACGGCCUAUUCCGUAUGCAGUUCCCACACUUCCCGCUCACGUGGUUCGCUCAUCGGAUGUGACCCAAAAUGGUUUAGUGAUGUAUCACUGCCUUAAAAAUGUAAAGUAA